AUGGGAAUGAAGGUCAUGAUUUUUGCUGGUGUCACAACCCUGAUUCAAGCGGUGGUUCAAGUGAUCUUCAGCUCAAUAUCACUCGCGCAGUAUUACUGCUUGCUAGAUUUUCUACGAGAGUUACCGAUUUUAAUCUACAUUAGAAUAUUGUAUUACCAUAAUCCGAGUCAAUGUGGCAUUCGCAUCAAUAUAGGAAAUGCUAUAGACGGUAUAGCUGACCAAGCAUUUGUAUUAAUGACUAGAGAGCCACUAACUGUAACUCGAACAUUUAUCAUUAAUUGCGUUAGUUUGGGCUUAGGCGUCCUUUGGCUUCUCACCAGCACUAUCAUUAUGACUGGUGGUUUAAAGAAUGAUUACUCCAAGCCAAUACGAUGGCCUUGGAUCAUGGUAUCAGUUGGUAUAUGCACUCUGGAUGUCGUCGCUACUGUAAUAUUUGCCAAUGACUCGUUUUACACAAAGACUCUCGCAAAUAUUAUGGACUACGUGGAUGGUACCGCGAAUGGCGUGGGCAAUGUUCAGUUGGACACAUCCCUGACAUCGUGGAUCAUGGUCAUACUCUACGCGCGCUUUGGUGUCUUUUUUUUCAUCAACAUUCUUCUUAUUAUUCUUGUGGCAGUCAAUCAAUCCAAAGAGAAAAAAACUGAUAUAGCUGUUAUUGAAGCGCCAACUUCUACGAUUCCUGUGGUAGAAGAACAUAUAAUACCAGCUGCUACUCAAGAUGCGGAAGUACAAAGCUCUCCCGUGGCUUCAGUACAUGUACCAGUUCAAGAAGUGGAAAUUAGUUCAUCUGAACCGAUUGUAACAGAAGCGACGCAACGAGAACCAAGGCACGCACUCUCAGAUAUAACUGAAGUUUCAACAAAUUUGAGUAGCACGAGGAAUUUCGAAGGAUCCACUAUGCGUGACGAUUACAACGCGAAAAUACCACGUGCUGACUUCAGUCAGGCAUUUCGAAAUAUGAAAAAAUUGCUCUUCGACAAAAGUUCCCCUCAUCCGAGACGUGUUUCUUUAACAAAUUCUUUGGACAUCUCUCCAGAUAAGUCGCCAAGAAUACACCACGAGGAAGACGACAAAAAACGUACCGUGAAUUUUCCCGAUAAUCUACUAUCAUUGCCACAGCGAUUAGAAAAUAUGAUAGCCGAACAGCAAAUGCGCCUGGACCGUGAAGUAAUUGAUAUGAUUGGACGGACGUCGAGUCCUCGGACUACACAAUCGUUGCCGCAAUUGAAUGAAACCAACCAACCCGCUACUCCUGUUUUCAAUCGCGACCGUCCAUCGCGCAGCAUCUAGUUUGAGUUCGUUGACGCAGAAGAGGAAUUAUUUUAUGUCACAAAACAAAAAGAGUUAGUCCGUUUUCUUUAUUUAGAUCGCUCACUCACAGAAACGGAUGUUUUAUAUUGAAAAGACGAAAAGUGGAACGUUUUCAUAGACCAAAGGCUUUAGAUUUAUUUCAAUAAUUUAUUCAGUAUUUCUUUUUAUUUAUGUUUUGAGUUCUGAAAUUUAUGCCUUUUCAUCUAGCUCUUUAUCUUAGCUCUUAAGUAUUCAAUGAACAUACAAUUUGGAACUGAUAACUUAAGAUCAAAUUUCUUAUUAUUAAAACAUAAUAAAUUUCGUGCGCGUUAUGUGGUUCUCAAUUACUUCAGAUAUUUGUUGAUUUUGAGCUCUUUAAGUGUAUA
Nymphalis io (European peacock) is the source of this 1676-nucleotide messenger RNA. RefSeq lists its product as uncharacterized. Bases 1 to 1290 code for a protein of 429 amino acids. The transcript is spliced from 9 exons. NCBI's taxonomy places the organism in Eukaryota, Metazoa, Arthropoda, Insecta, Lepidoptera, Nymphalidae. The record is from RefSeq and is a predicted model, not a curated record.